UUGCACCGCCAUAUUGCGGCGUUUCUAUUGUGGGUUCAUGGAUGCGGUUGCCUUCACCGAUACACUCUUGUAUCUUUGACAAUUAAGCACUGUUAAUUAAGUAUUCCAUGGGAAUAUUUUAUUUUUGCAAGAUCUAUCGUUUGCUUAGAUUUGUUUUAAAUGUCAAGGAGACGGCAUAACGAUGAAAAUGACGGUGCGCUGUGACUGGUACGUGUACACGGUGCUCUCCUGCCUCCCCUGGGUGGGGAAGGAGCUGCACGAGAAGAAGGACGUGGAGAUGGACCGGCUGCUCAACCAGAUCGAAGGAUACCUCAAACAGAGGAUACAGCUUCAACCCGCUGAAGAUCGACGUGUUCCUGCAGACUCUGCUCCACCUGGCGGCCAAGUCCUUCAGCCACUCCUUCAGCGCCCUGGCCAAGUGCGUGCAGCCCCCCGCAACUGCCCCCGUGCAACUUCCCCUGCCCAACUGCCCCUACCCCAACUUCCCGACUGCCCUGCCACACUGCACAACUGCCCCCGCGCAACUCCCCCUGCGUAACUGCCGCACCCCAACUGCCCCACCUCAACUUCCCCACUGCCCUGCCACACUGCACAACUGCCCCAGCGCAACUGCCCCUGCAUAACUGCUCCACCCCAACUUCCCCACUGCCCUGCCACACUGCACAACUGCCCCAGCGCAACUGCCCUGCCCAACUGCUCUGCGCAACUGCCUCGCCCCAAUGCCCCCACAGCCCAGUAAAACUGCCCGACUGCCCUGCCCCGCCGGUCCCGCACCAACUGCUGCCCAUGUUCUGAUGUAUACCCACGAGCAAAUCUACAAACAAACACAAUGUGAUGGACUAGUUAGUGCAGUUAUUUCAGAAGUGAUUAAAGGUGUCUUUAUUAAAUUAGCCCAGAUAUUUGGCUUUAUUGAUUAAAUUACAGUGAGGUUUUGCAUUAUAAUUUAGGCCCAUUUAGUUCUACAGUGAUGCCCUGCAUUAUAAUUGUAGAGCCAAAUGAAACUUGAAAAAGCCCCAAAUUUGUUGAGAGGGCAGAUAUUGAGAAGUAAAGCUGAACAACAUCUUUCGUUAGCUUUUAUACAAGUGCAAACACCCGUCUAAAGCUGUCCAUUCUGUUGUGCAGAAAGCAUUAAUAUUCCACUGGAUGUCAAAUAAAGAGGAUUAUUCCAUUAGCAGGUCAAUGAAAACUAAAUCACGGAGCUCAGCUGGGAAAACAAAAUCUUUCCUAAACAUGCUCCCAGGACUAGGGGUGAAAAACACUGCUCGAGAACGGUAAAUGGACAUAAUUUACAUAUAUAGUGCUUUUUCCAGGAACUAGUCUUACAAUUAAUGCCUCUCUCUCACACACACACACACAAACCACAAACACAUACACACACACAAACACACCCAGGGCAGGGAGUUGAACCGGCAACUCUCAGCUUGCCAGACAAGUGCUCUGUGCUAAUAUCAACCACAUUAAGAGGAUGAGCAGAACAGUGAUCACUAGUGCUGGCCAGAAGAGCCACAGGAUCCGCUGUUCUCUCUUUUCCCCUUAAAACCUGCAGACAGUUCAGACCCCAGAAACCAGGUGAGCAGAGUGAACUGUGUUACUGACUGCUUCAUUAGACGCAUUGAGUGCCAAGUAACAACAACCCAGCAGAGCCUAUUAAUGACAAAUUGACACACUGCUGAAACUCUCAGCAUUGAUCCCACGAUAGAGCAGUGUCUGUAGAAUGAUAUACCAUACGAAGCUCAGGUGCUUUGAGCUUCAGAUCAGAUGAAGGUAACCCUGUGCUUUGUGUCAUGAGGCCUGAUAUGUCCAUUAAAAUAAAGCAUGUGCAGGUAGUCCAGACCAUCAGCAUUUCCUGUUCCCGUGAUAAAGAGCACUUACUGAC
This is a messenger RNA of Conger conger (European conger), 1876 nucleotides long. RefSeq names its product nuclear cap-binding protein subunit 1-like. Lineage: Eukaryota; Metazoa; Chordata; Actinopteri; Anguilliformes; Congridae. The record is from RefSeq and is a predicted model, not a curated record. Gene Ontology annotation, biological process: nuclear-transcribed mRNA catabolic process, nonsense-mediated decay; mRNA export from nucleus; regulation of mRNA processing. Gene Ontology annotation, molecular function: RNA cap binding; mRNA binding. The coding region runs from base 182 to 538 and encodes 118 amino acids. The transcript has 3 exons. Gene Ontology annotation, cellular component: nucleus; nuclear cap binding complex.